This is a messenger RNA of Ceraceosorus bombacis, 2750 nucleotides long. Lineage: Eukaryota; Fungi; Basidiomycota; Exobasidiomycetes; Ceraceosorales; Ceraceosoraceae. The record is from the annotation of a GenBank genome assembly.
AUGUUGUUCUCAGUUCAAAGGGCACUGCUUUGUGGUUGGAUGGCUGUGGCUUUGGAAGCAGCGCUUAUUGCAGCUGUCGUGUUGCCGCAACACGGCUCGAUCGAUCUUUUCCCGAGGUACGUGUGGACGCUUUGAGUACCGCUGGUGCGACCCCUCCAUAAAAACGCCAUCUGACCGGCACUCAUCCUCCGCCUGCCGCAAAGGUCGCCUCUCUUCGGUGGCUGGCUCAAGGAAGCUGCCGGUAGCGGCUCUGCGAGUGCCUCUAGCUCUGCGGCAAAAACCUUUUCGAAUCCAGCGGUGAGUGAGGUCUUGGUGCGAUUUGUCAUAGGCUUGCUUGAGCGCUCAGAUGCGACAGCGGCGCGUACCUGCAGCACGACGCUGCGCACGUCUCGAGGUGGUAUACGGAUGCGGGAAUGCUCAAGUGAGAACAGAACAGGGACCAGGGAUUCACUUGGGUCAAUGGUCAGCCCAGCAAGCCUCCUGACACUUCUUUUUGGACUCGGCAAAAGGCGGUGAGUGUGGCACAGAUUGGUCAAGGCUUGGGCUCUGCUUUGACAGCUGACAGUCUCGUCGAGUCUUCUGGCGUCUCGACGCUGCAUCGCUGCACUUUUCGAUCCAUGUCCAGAAAUCGGACAUGAAGUCGCUCCACAUGUACAGGAAGCAUCCGUCAGAAUCGUCUGCUUAUGCGUUCAACAAGCAUACGGGAGAGUGGAGCACGACUUCCGGCUGGCAGGAUGGUAUCCCGGAUCUCUUCAGCAAGAGCGUCAUGAUGGAUCAUCAGCCUCCCUCAACGUCGUCUGACUUCCGUUGACCUAUGCGGUACACAAUCGACAAGUGACAUCUCGAGUCAAAACCUUGGCCAACCAGGUCUCUGGAGAUGUAAAUCCUCGCUCUCCGCAACUUCGACCUCGCGUACCGUUGCGGUGGCGAUCAGAGCUCGAACGUGCAUCCGUGCAGCCUGUGGCGAAUCGGGUGGCCAAAAUAACGUUCGAUGUCGGCUCCUGCUCCGAACGAGACGACUCACGAGAAGACUCCGGAUACUGUCAAAGCCAAGUGAAUAGCCAAUUCUGACCCGCAAAAGUUGGCCGGCGGCACUACUUUCGUAGAAAUUGUGAUUUGCGUAGACUGGGGUUUUUGUGAAUCGCAAUCGUACCUUGUUGUCGUCGCUCGCCGUUCGGCCAGCCGACUAUAUUCCGACUUAAACUACUUCGUUCGCAGACUCACAGCACAGAAAAAGAUGCCGAAAAUCACGCAAAGUCCGGUGGUCGAGCCUAGUGGCAAAUACUACACGCCCGCAUCGAGGCCCAGCGGCAUAUCAACAUCAGGGAAUUACCGGGGGCUUGGUCAUGAAGCUAGGCGAUACAAUGUACGGAUGCAGGCCGCUUGCUCGGGGACAGCACCGAUGCUGCCGCAAGCUGUGUAGGUGAAGUGCCAACAUCGACGUCACCUGCAAGUGGCAAGGUAAUGAUGGGUGGCGGGAUUCAGUCGCAAACCAGAAAGAGCCGAUGUAGUCGAGUGCUCGAAUCGCCAUCGCCCUCGGGCCCCAGCUGCGGUGCAACAUCGCCGCCGGACGUUCAUAGUGAAAGCGUCAGCCCUAGCAUGAAAAUUGGGGUCACCUCGAAGGUACUCGUUGAGCCUCAUUAUGGACCUCAAAGCUUGCUGCUGUGUUCUUGGUCCUAUGUAUUGCUCGUUACGUCGUGCUAUGCACGUCAAAGCUUGCUGCCGUGUCUGUGUCCUUCUAUAUUGCUUCUUCGGGGUCACCAAGGCCAGCAGUAGGGCAAGCUUGACCAGCUUGAUGCAGAUCAAAAGAAGCGUGAGGUAUAAGAGCGUCAAAAGGCAGCCAGCUCCGUGUGCUUAUGUUUGACACUUGCCCCACUCACGACUACCAUUUACUUGCUCUUUGAAUCGCGACUGCACCGCAGCUGGCUUGCUUGUACGUCAAAGCGUCACAUUUGUACCUGUUGGCUUUCCAAGCUGCCAUCUUCGUUCGCAGGUACAGGUCGAGCUUGCCUAGAAUGCUCCUCAGCAACAAUCCUCUGCACCUGGUCGGGAGCCUCGUUGCCAUCGCGUCGAUGUGCAACGCAGCAGCCUUGCCAAGUCACUCAUCUGCCCCAGCGCUUUCAAAGCGGUGAGUGCUACUCCGAUGCAAGGGAAGCACACAGCCCGCUCACACCGAAUCCGGCCUCCCCCCUCCUUCUCCCCGGGCGCAUACUGCAUCGAGCCACGACAGGGCAGGAGGGAGCAGCUCUUCUCAGCCCUACGUAAAUCCAGACGUGAGCAAUGCUCUUGCUUUGCAAGAGCACCCGCAGUCCUGAUCGCUGGACUGAGCACACUUUCCCCUCGCUCCAUGCGCACUUCUUAAAGCACGACACUGCUCACAUCUCGCGCUGGUAUCAUCCGGAAUCUGGACAGCUCGCAUGGGCCAAGGACAGGAACCGAGGCUUCACCGUUGUUCUAGGCGCCGCCGUCCACCCGCCUGAUGAUGAUUGGAGGACUGAGUUUAGGGCAGUGAGUAAUGCAGGAUCUUUGCCUCCAGUUUGUGAAGCGUCACUGAGCAACGGCAAAUGUUCGCGCUUUGCGCUCAUCAUUUCCCAUAGAAGAAGGACCUGCAGAGUUUUUACAUGCACAGGAAGGACCCCACGACCGGCGAGACGCACCAAUUCAACAAGGGUACCGGCAAUUGGGAUUUGCUAGACCCAGAUCUCUGGAAAAAUGUCGCGCUGGAUUUUGUUCGGCCUCCGAAACCUUAG